This is a messenger RNA of Setaria italica (foxtail millet), 1495 nucleotides long. RefSeq names its product zingipain-2. Gene Ontology annotation, cellular component: lysosome. The transcript has 3 exons. The record is from RefSeq and is a predicted model, not a curated record. NCBI's taxonomy places the organism in Eukaryota, Viridiplantae, Streptophyta, Magnoliopsida, Poales, Poaceae. The coding region runs from base 98 to 1222 and encodes 374 amino acids. Gene Ontology annotation, molecular function: cysteine-type endopeptidase activity.
GCGAGGUAGUACAGUACAACAGCUAACUUCCAGACCAACCAGUGCAGCGGUUCGCCGGCCGCUCAAGGUCAAACGAUCGCCCGCUCCACACCAAACCAUGCAUCGACCACGCUCCCCUGUGGCCGCCGCGAUGCUCGCGGUGGCAUUGGCCGUGGCACUGACCGCCUCCGCCGCGGCGGCGGCGCCGUGGGAGCGGGCGGACGAGGAGGUGCGGCACCUCUACGAGGCAUGGAAGUUGGAGCACGGGAGGCCAGCUCGCGGCAACGACGGCGACGGCGACGACGACCUCCUGCGGCUGGAGGUGUUCCGCGACAACCUCCGCUACAUCGACGCGCACAACGCGGAGGCCGACGUGGGGCUCCACGGCUUCCGCCUCGGCCUCACCCCCUUCGCCGACCUCACCCUGGAGGAGUUCCGCGGCCGCGUCCUCGGCUUCCAGCAGAGCCGCCGCCGCAACGACACGGCGGACGCCGAGGUCGACGACGACAGCACCGGCUACCAGCUCCGCGAGCUGCAGGUGCCUUCCGCCGUCGACUGGCGCAAGAGCGGCGCCGUCACCCCGGUCAAGAACCAAGGCGCGUGCGGUGGGUGCUGGGCGUUCUCGGCGGUGGCGGCAAUGGAGGGGAUCAACAAGAUCGCGACGGGUAAGCUGGUAUCGUUGUCGGAGCAGGAGCUGAUUGACUGCGACCGCAAGAGCCAUGGAUGCAAGGGCGGGCGCAUGGAUUACGCCUUCCAGUUCGUGAUCAGCAAUGGCGGGAUCGACACCGAGGCCGACUACCCUUACACCGGACGUGACGGGACUUGUAACGAGGCCAAGAAAAAGAAGAAGGUCGUGUCGAUAAGUUCGUAUAGCCAUGUCCCGGCCAACAACGAGAAGGCAUUGCAGAUGGCGGUGGCGAAGCAGCCUGUCAGUGUCGCCAUCGAGGCAGCCGGCCGUGCCUUCCAGCUCUACACUUCGGGAGUCUUCGACGGCGCUUGCGGGACGAAGCUGGACCACGGCGUGACGGCGGUGGGCUACGGCAGCACCGACGCCGGCAAGGACUUCUGGAUCGUGAAGAACUCGUGGGGCCCCAAGUGGGGCGAGGCCGGCUACAUCCGCAUGAGGCGCAACGUCGCCGCGCCCACGGGCAAGUGCGGCAUCGCCAUGGACGCGUAUUACCCGGUGAAGAACCACAAGGCCGCAGACAUGACUCUGCCUGUCCUGGAGAUGGUUCUUGCCUAAGCCAUCCGAUUGCCCGCCACCUGUUAUGGACUCAGGACAGUGGACAGGAGCCACUCGUCUACAGUACUUGCUCUACGUGUGCUAUGUUGUGUCCAACCGUAAACAUGUUAGGAAUAAGGAUUCGUGUAAUUCUAGCAUAAAUGCUCGUGCGUUGCUACAGUUUCUUACCUGCUCCCAAGUUGUCAUCCGAUAGCUCCUAAUUCGCUUUGCUUCACUUUCUAAUCUGGUUUAGAAUCUUUAUGAUAAUAAUAAACGGACAGCUCCUUUGAAUUC